Aspergillus alliaceus is the source of this 3276-nucleotide messenger RNA. Its product is annotated as translation initiation factor 2. Gene Ontology annotation, molecular function: translation initiation factor activity; GTPase activity; GTP binding. The transcript has 3 exons. Gene Ontology annotation, biological process: translational initiation. The record is from RefSeq and is a predicted model, not a curated record. NCBI's taxonomy places the organism in Eukaryota, Fungi, Ascomycota, Eurotiomycetes, Eurotiales, Aspergillaceae. The coding region runs from base 37 to 2997 and encodes 986 amino acids.
UUUUGCCCCGAGGGAAACCAAGACAAUCCACUCAUUAUGCACCGGCGUGCGGCUUUGGAGUUAUCCCGCCGUCAUGGUGUUGACUGGACCUGCGCCGCCAGACACAGAGAUGCUGUAUUCUCUCCGAGGCUACCAUACGGUCCCCGGCGGAGCUUCCGUUCGUCCCUCGUAGCCUUAAACGCGUCCGACUCCUCUCCGCCGAAUGUAGGCAGCGAAGAAUUAGAACCCGGCGUUGCGACCAUAAAGCCCAAAUUUGGAGCUCGAUGGGGAACCAAACAAGCACAGAAGCCAGCCGGUCUCAGUCCUGCAGAACAAGCGAUGCGGGACGCCUUACUAGCGAAGAAGGCCGCUGAGGAGCAAGAGAAACGACGAUUGCAGGAAGAAGAACGCCGUGACUCGCAGCGCAAAGCGGCGUCGCGUACGGAUGGGAACAAGCUUCCGUGGCGGAAUAACAGACGACGUCCUUUAGAAGACCAAGAAAGCCGGUCUCUGCAGCCUGAUAGGCGGUUUGAGGUAAACAAUAAGCAAGUACCGAAACAUCUGCGUGGCUUGGAUUGGACCUGCCCGGACUGCCAAUAUUACUGUUUUGGGAGGCAUCAGACUUGCCCGUGCUGCAAAGCUGUACGACCGGAUCUGGCGUGGCCAUCGUGGCCAUCCAAGGACUCGGCACCACGAGCGGAGGUCCCGCGCAAGGCCGAAGCUUCGGGAGAAACACUGAAAAUCCGAAGGCUGGGUCAGUCGGUACUGUCUGAUUGGAAUCGAGAACAAGAUAGCCCUGCAGGGUUAAGUACGCGAGAUAAUGCCCUUAGGACACAUAUGGCAGAAAAGGGACGUUCUGCAGGAGUGCGGCUUGUGUACGACCUUAAAAAUGAAGGAGCAGAAAUGGAAGCCGAGGAAAAACGAAUGGAGCGUCGCCGUCUUCGAGAGUCCAAACCCAAACCGAAGAAAGCAGAUGCUCCAAUAGACCCAUGGUCUUGGGAUCCGUCAGUACUCAAAAUACAUGAUGAAGAGGGGGUGGCUCAGAACGGAAAAGCUUCGAGGCGUCGAGAAAACCGCAGGGAACGGGAGUCUGAAGUUGAUGAAGAUGACGAGGAAGAGAAAGACCGCCGCCGUCGCCGUGAAGAACGGAAGCGGCUAAAGAGGGAAAGGGCACGAGAGAAAGAAAUACAGUCAGCCGCAAUUCCGUUGUAUCUACCGGAAUUUAUCAGUGUCAGCAAUCUUGCCGAUGUUAUCGGUGUGCGGCCUGCGCAGUUUGUGCAACAAAUGGAAGAUAUGGGCUUUGACGGUGUCACCUACAAUCACGUACUUGACUCGGAAACUGCGGGUCUUGUUGCAACCGAAUACAACUUUGAACCCAUUUUCGAAAAUGCGGGAGAGGAUGACUUGGCACCUGCACCUGAGCCUGAAGACAAGUCCAUCCUACCGUCUAGGCCACCGGUGGUGACUAUCAUGGGUCACGUUGAUCAUGGCAAGACCACCAUUCUGGACUGGCUUCGAAACUCGUCGGUUGCUGCGUCAGAGCACGGAGGCAUUACGCAGCAUAUCGGUGCUUUCUCUGUGGCUAUGCCUUCUGGAAAGACCAUCACAUUCUUGGACACUCCUGGUCACGCUGCCUUCCUGGACAUGCGUCGCCGUGGUGCAGAUGUGACAGAUAUUAUCGUCCUUGUAGUAGCAGCAGACGAUAGCGUCAAACCUCAGACGAUUGAAGCGAUCAAGCACGCUACCGAAGCCGGAGUUCCUAUAAUUGUCGCCAUGAGUAAGAUUGACAAGGAAAAUGUCAAUGCUGAGAAAGUCAAACAGGAUCUUUCCGUUCACGGUGUACAUGUUGAAGACUAUGGCGGUGAUGUCCAGGCGAUCGGGGUAAGUGGUAAAACUGGUCAGGGUAUGUUGGAGCUCGAGGAAGCCAUUGUUACUCUGUCGGAAGUUCUCGACCACCGAGCGGACGUCCACGGCAAAGCCGAAGGGUGGGUGAUUGAAGGCACAACCAAAAGCUAUGGCCGUGUGGCGACAGUGCUCAUCAGACGUGGCACGCUACGACCGGGAGAUAUCGUUGUUGCGGGAACAACUUGGGCUCGUGUACGCACUCUAAGGAAUGAGGCAGGCGUCGCAGUCUCCGAAGCUACGCCCGGUAUGCCAAUUGAGAUCGACGGCUGGAGGGAACAACCAUCCGCUGGUGCUGAACUUCUUGAGGCUGCUGACGAGCAACAAGCUAAAGAUGUUGUGGAUUACCGACUGGAGAAGACAGAAACUCAGAAGCUGGGCGAAGAUACUGUAGCGAUUAAUGAGGCUCGACGUGAGCUUGUUGAAAGGCGUCGACAAGAAGAACUUGAGGGUAGUGAGACUUCUAGCGCUGCACAGCAGACAUCUGGUCCUAAGCCAGUACAUUUUGUCAUCAAGGCAGAUGUUGGCGGAUCCGCAGAGGCUGUCUUGAACUCGGUCACUGCAAUUGGCAACAAUGAAGUCUUUGCUAAUGUGCUCCGUUCCGAAGUUGGACCUAUCAGUGAGUUUGAUAUUGAGCAUGCGGCCACAGCCAGCGGUCAUCUCAUCUCGUUCAAUAUGCCCAUCGACCCUGCCAUGUCACGUAUGGCAGAACUCCGGGGCGUGAGAAUUAUGAAUCACAACAUAAUCUACAAACUCAUCGAUGAUGUCAAAGCAAUCUUAAGUGAACAGCUACCUCCGUCAGUGAGUCACCGUGUCACAGGAGAAGCGGAGAUCGGACAGGUUUUCGAGAUCACGGUCAAAGGAAGAGAGAAGACUGCCAUAGCCGGAUGUAAGGUGCGCAAUGGGGUCAUUAACAAAGCCAGGAAAGUGCGAGUAAUUAGAGGCCAGGAAACCAUAUUCGAUGGCUCUAUCAACUCCCUCAAGAACGUCAAGAAGGACGUGACCGAGAUGCGCAAGGAUACGGAGUGUGGUAUCGGCUUCGAAGGCUGGACUGGCUUUGCUGUCGGUGAUCAUGUCCAGUGCUACGAAGAGAUUUACGAGAAGAGAUACCUGUGAUUUUUUGUUCUCCGCUCCAUCUUCCUCAUCCGCACGCUUUUUGUCUCACCAUUCUUAUUAUUUUUCUGGUGAAUAUAUUGCUAUUGGCGUUUUUGGCUGCGGAUCGACUCUUCGCUCUUAUCGAAAGGUAGGACUACCAUGUAUAAUUGCAUCUUGGCCGGUGUGUUAUUUGACCGAUAUGAAUAGUGGCAGCGAAGGCUGCAGAGAUUCGGUUCUCAUGUACAAUAUACGACACUAUUAUCUACAUAGAUUCUAUAGAAAUCAAUAAUAUGUAUACUA